This is a messenger RNA of Micromonas commoda, 669 nucleotides long. RefSeq names its product manganese superoxide dismutase (gene MSD). Gene Ontology annotation, molecular function: superoxide dismutase activity; metal ion binding. The record is from RefSeq and is a predicted model, not a curated record. Lineage: Eukaryota; Viridiplantae; Chlorophyta; Mamiellophyceae; Mamiellales; Mamiellaceae. Gene Ontology annotation, cellular component: mitochondrion. Gene Ontology annotation, biological process: superoxide metabolic process. The coding region runs from base 1 to 669 and encodes 222 amino acids. The transcript has a single exon.
AUGCUCCGAACUGCUCGUCGUCUCGCCGGGGCGGUCAGACCGCUCGGCAACGCCCCCCAGGUCCGCACCUUCGUCGCGGCAAAGCUGCCCGAUCUCGAUUACGACUACGGAGCGCUCGAGCCCGUCGUCAGCGGCGAGAUCAUGCAGCUGCACCACUCCAAGCACCACAACACGUACGUCACCAACUUUAACGUGGCGAUGGAGAAGUACUCUGAAGCGGAGAUCAAGGGUGACUACGCCACGAUGAUCUCCCUUCAGGGAGCGAUCAAGUUCAACGGCGGAGGGCACGUCAACCACUCCAUUUUCUGGAAGAACCUUGCCCCUGCGAAGGAUUGUGCGCCUCCUGACGGAGAGCUCCUUAAGCUCAUCGAACGUGACUUUGGCUCUCUCGCCAAGCUUCAAGAAAAGUUUUCCGCGCAGACCGUCGCCGUGCAGGGCUCGGGCUGGGGCUGGCUUGGGUAUGAUAAGGCUUCGGGUUCGCUCAAGAUUGCAACCACCGCGAACCAAGACCCAUGUGCAACUGUCGGCUUGACGCCUCUUCUGGGGGUCGACGUCUGGGAGCACGCGUACUACCUGCAGUACAAAAAUUUGCGCCCGGACUACGUCAAGGCGGUUUGGGAAAUCGUCAACUGGAAGAAUGUGGCGGAAAACCUCGCCGCGGCCAAGUAG